AGCCACCCACGGGCGGUGGGCCAUCCUCAGCGCGGGGUCUGCGCCCCCUGAGGGGGAACUCGGCCUGGGGCCCGGGCAGUUGAGGCGCCGCCGGCUCGAUGGCGGCGGAGGGGAGCGUCGCGCGGUCGUCUUGUUGAGGAGGCCGGGCGCGUCCCGAGUUUCCGGGCGGGUCUGUGGCCGGCCCGUGCGGCGCGGGUGGUCCCCGAGCGCGGAGGGGCGCGGCGGGGUCGGAUCGGCCCGCUUGGGCGGCGCCCGCGUUCCUCCGGGCCCGCGCGGGGCGAGCCGCGCUAACUAGCAACAGGGGCCGCGCUGCGGCUAGGUGACCGGGCUCGGGGCCGGGGUGCGCGGGACGCGCGGGGGGCCGGGGCUCGGGGCCGGGGUCCGUCCGCGGGACGCGCGGGGUCUGGGGCUCGGGUUCGAGGUGAGCGGGACGCGCGGGGGGCCGGGGCUCGGGGCCGGGGUGCGUGGGACACGCGGGGAUCCGGGGCUCGGCGUUCCAGGACGCCUCCGUCCGGGCGACGCCGGCGGCGUUUGCGCCCCGGGUGACCCCGAGGCCGCGCCAUGGACGGCGAGAGCGAAGUGGAGGCGCGGGGCCCCGGCGCGGCCCCGCUGUGGCGGAGACGGGCGACCCCCGGGCCGCAGCUGCUGAGCUGGAGCCGGCCGCGGCCGCGGUCCUACCAGAGCGCCGGCGGGCUGCUGGUCACCGACUUCCCGCUGGAGGACCUGGGGGCGCUCGGCCCCGCGCAGGCCCCCGCCGCGCCGCCCCCGAGCCGGGCCGGCGGCAGGACCGACGGCGGCACGGACCGCAGGGCGGUGCGCAGGAGCCCCCUGCUGCCGAGCGCCCGGCGCGGCGCGCCGGCCCCGGGCCCGACGGGCUCCCCGCUGCACGGAGCGGCCUCUCCCCGGCCCCGCCGGCCCCAGGCCUCCCCGGCCUCCAGCGCGAGCCCGCCCGCCAACAGCGCGGCGACCCCGCCGUGGCCGCCUCGGACUCCCGGCCAAGAGCCCGCCGACGUGACGGCGAACGGCCUCGCGUCGCCAAGCCACGGCGCUGGCCCGGGGUCCCGCAGCCCCGGCCCCGCGCCCCGGCGAGGGUCUCCGGAAGCCGCCCCCCCGCCGCCGCCGGGGCCGCCCGCCCCCAGCCCGCUGCGCGAGAAGCCGAGCCCGGAGAAGCCGUCGUCGGUGGUGCUGAGCACCCACAGCCCCGCCGCCCUCAAGGUGGGAAAGCAGCAGAUCAUCCCCAAGGGCCUGGCCUCGGAGAUCAGGGCCAGCAAGCCCAGCAGCCCGAGCGUGGAGCCCCACAAGAGGGUCCUCAAGGUGCGCAGCCUGGUGGAGGGCCUCGGGGGCCCCUCCGGGGACGAGGGCGAGGCGGACCUGGACGCGGACAGCCCGGGGUCCCUGCGCAGGGGCCUGCGCUCCACCUCCUACCGCAGGGCCGUGGUCAGCGGCUUUGACUUCGACAGCCCCACCAGCUCCAAGAAGAAGAACAGGAUGUCCCAGCCCCUGCUGAAGGCCGUGGUGGAGGACCGGGAGAAGUUCUCCAGCCUGGGGAGGAUCAAGAAAAAAACGCUGAAAGGACAAGGAACGUUUGAUGGGGAAGAAAAUGCAGUCCUGUGUCAAAACUACAAAGAAAAGGCUCUUGACAUGGACUCUGAUGAAGAGUCAGAGCCCAGAGAACAGAAACCAGAAGGGAAAAUUGUGAUCCACCACAAGCCACUGAGGUCCACCUGGAGCCAGCUCUCCGCGGUAAAAAGAAAUGGCUUGUCACAGACAAUGAGCCAGGAAGAAAGAAAAAGACAAGAGGCAAUCUUUGAAGUCAUAUCCUCUGAACAUUCUUACCUACUCAGCCUGGAAAUCUUGAUACGAAUGUUUAAGAAUUCUAAAGAGCUGAGUGACACCAUGACCAAAACGGAGAGGCACCAUCUCUUCUCCAACAUUUCAGACGUCUGCGAGGCAAGCAGAAAAUUCUUUACAGAGCUGGAAGCAAGACAUCAGAGCAGCAUCGUCAUCGACGACAUCAGUGACAUUGUGGAGAAGCACACCGCGUCCACGUUUGACCCCUAUGUGAAGUACUGCACCAAUGAGGUCUACCAGCAGCGGACCCUGCAGAAGCUCUUAGCCACCAAUCCCUCCUUCAAGGAAGUGCUGUCUCGGAUCGAGUCCCACGAGGACUGCAGGAACCUGCCCAUGAUCUCCUUCCUCAUCCUGCCCAUGCAGCGGGUCACUCGCUUGCCGCUGCUCAUGGACACUAUCUGCCAGAAAACACCCAAGGACUCUCCUAAGUACGAAGUCUGCAAGAGAGCCUUGAAGGAAGUGAGCAAGCUGGUUCGGCUCUGCAACGAGGGAGCCCGGAAGAUGGAGAGGACAGAGAUGAUGUACACCAUCAACUCCCAGCUGGAGUUCAAGAUCAAGCCCUUCCCGCUGGUCUCCUCCUCCCGCUGGCUGGUGAAGCGAGGCGAGCUGACGGCCUACGUGGAGGACACCGUGCUCUUCUCCCGCCGGACGUCCAGGCAGCAAGUCUACUUCUUCCUCUUCAACGACGUGCUCAUCAUCACCAAGAAGAAGAGCGAGGAAAGCUACGUGGUCAACGACUACUCGUUGCGGGAGCAGCUGCUGGUGGAGCCCUGCGCCGGCGAGGAGCCGCCCUCUCCGGGGAGGACCGCGCCCGCCGCGCUGCACUGCAGGCAGAGCUCCGCCAGCCGCCUCUUCACGCUCACCGCGCUCAGCAACCACGCCGGCGAGCGCGUGCGCAUGCUGCUCGGGGCCGAGACGCAGAGCGAGCGGGCCCGCUGGGUGACGGCGCUGGGCGGCGGCGGCGGGAGGCAGCCCCCGGACCGCACCGCGCUCACGCAGGUGGAGGUCGUCCGCUCCUUCACCGCCAAGCAGCCCGACGAGCUGUCCCUGCAGGUGGCCGACGUGGUCCUCGUCCACCAGCGCCCCGGCGACGGCUGGUACGAGGGGGAGCGGCUCCGCGACGGGGAGCGGGGCUGGUUCCCCACCGAGUGCGCCCGGGACAUCACGUGCCAGGCGACCAUCGACGAGAACGUGGAGCGCCUGGGCCGCCUGCGGGGCCUGGAGACCAACGUGUAG
This is a messenger RNA of Perognathus longimembris pacificus (Pacific pocket mouse), 3087 nucleotides long. RefSeq names its product Rho guanine nucleotide exchange factor 26 (gene Arhgef26). Lineage: Eukaryota; Metazoa; Chordata; Mammalia; Rodentia; Heteromyidae. The coding region runs from base 562 to 3087 and encodes 841 amino acids. The transcript is spliced from 14 exons. Gene Ontology annotation, molecular function: guanyl-nucleotide exchange factor activity; protein binding. Gene Ontology annotation, biological process: activation of GTPase activity. The record is from RefSeq and is a predicted model, not a curated record.